GGGUAGUCCAGUUUCGUAAUAACAGUAACUGUGUACAGUUCAAAACAUAAAAUGGGGAAUGUGAAGUAUUUUAUGUUUCUAAUUUAUUUUUUACAUUGCACAGUGAAUAUACACGGUAUGAUUAAUAGUGUUUAUUUAUUAUUAUUUUUGGUGCAUUGUUCGAUGUGUUUAUAAUGUGAAUAUUGAAUAGGUUACAGAGUUUUUGAUAGAGAUGGUGUGGUCACAAUAUUGGCUUUUGAUAAUGAAAAAGUUAAUAUACAGUGUCAAACGGAUAUGCCAAUGACAUAUUGUGGAUUUAUUCAUCCCAGUGGAAAGAGAUAUUCGUUUUCAGGUCAGGGUCUGAAUAAUGGACAUUGUGCAGUAACUAUAACAGCGACCAAAAAAGACAGUGGACAAUGGAGCUGUCAUAUAGGAAAAGCGUCCGUGGGUGUGGAAAUCAUGCAAACUAUACAUCUUCGAGUGGUGAACCAAGUAGCCGCGAUCCAGCCCAAUGUGACAGCAGUUCACGGGAAGUCUGUGACCUUGGAAUGUGCCACAGCCAAGGGGCUGGUCCCUUUGAGAUACUGCCGCUUCGAACCCCCAAGCGACAGUCCAUUUAGUCUGAGUGAAACAGUGACAGCGAAAAAUCCGAUCGCUGGAAAGUACUACUUUCCGCAGAACAAGAGUAUCGACCGCGGCGACUGCGCUGUCACCAUCCGCAAGGUUAAAUACGAAGACGUGGGCCUGUGGACUUGCGGCGCUGGUCUCGACGACGGAAAGGAACACAUAGACAAGAUCAUGCUCGAAGUUGAUGGUCUAUAUACAAUGUCUACAGCGUCUGUAACGGGGAUUACAUUUGGUGUUAUCGGUGCUGCCGCAAUUCUCAGUGUACUAGGUAUCGUCGUAUGGAAGAAGCGUAGCUUAUUAGGGACGGGCCAACAAGAAGAACAAGACGUUGUUGAAAUACAGGAACUAGCGCCUAGACAAAGUGUUUCCACACAAAGGAUUUCUGAACAAAGGACUUCCCCGCAGCCUUCGCGUCAUAUUCCACUUGUCACCGUGCAAUCUCCUUCGGAUACGAGUGCUAUUUCAGAAGCAAUAUAAGUUCUGGGGUGCAACUGCCACUCUAGGCAUAGGAUACGACAUCGUAGCGAAUAUUAUGACGAUAUUUCGUUUCAUUUUACUAUUUUGACGAUCUAUUAUGACUAACCGACUGACUGUUCAUUUUUCAUCAUUCGUUUUACGUUUUAAAGUAGUAUUAAAGUACAUGUCAAAGAAGUAAAAUGAGACGAAGUAGCGCUAUAACAUCUAUAAAAUGUCGUAUCCCAUGACUAGAGUUAAAGCUAAAAUUAGGCGGGCGCUGAAUUAGGGAAGUUCUUAAAUCCAGAUUUUUUAUAUUUUGCUAAUUCCCAUUAAUAAUUGGCAACGAUAAAAAGGAGAUCGCUUUUGUUAAUAUUUACUUAUAGAAAAAAAUUCAGUUAAUUUUUAAAUAAUAAAUAAUGAAACUAACAAUUUUGUUAUGUUUUAAAAGCUUUUAUUAAUUUAUCUUUGAAUGUAUGA
Messenger RNA from Diatraea saccharalis (sugarcane borer), 1539 nucleotides. NCBI's taxonomy places the organism in Eukaryota, Metazoa, Arthropoda, Insecta, Lepidoptera, Crambidae. The record is from the annotation of a GenBank genome assembly.